AUGUUAGACGAUAGUGUCACUCUCAGCAGCAGAGGAGAGGCAGCCAUCUUGUAUUUUGAUGACGGGCUCUCAGCAGCAGUCAGAGGUCAGAGGUACGCCUGGUUUGACCUGAGGCUGAAGAACUACCUGCCCUUCCUCACCAGGAGCCUGGUGACCUCCGCGUCUCAAUUCUGGGGAGUUAUAACACAGCGCUGCAGACUUUGUGGAGAGAGAUGUGUACAGGAGACCAUCAGGACGUAUCUCACCUCAGCGUCGGCUCCUAAGUGUUACAACACCAGUGAUCCAGAGCUCAACUCAACAGCCUGGUUUGCUGAGAACAUCGGACUCUUCAUCACUUAUCUCACCUUGGAAGACCUCAACACCUUCGGAUCAGCGCAGGUGUUGCAGGUGUUCACAGUGAACCUGGUGAACAUAGGUCUACUGAACUCCACUAGCCUGCCCCAGAACCUCACUGACUACUACACAUCACUGGUCUACCUACAGGACAGCAACUUCAACCCUCUGUUCCUUCCUCUGUUGUUUCGAUGUGUGGCCCCAGGGCCAGCCUUCAGACAGCUGGACGCUGAGCAGAGCAUGAUCCUUCUACACAACCUGACUACACUGUGUAGAGACCUGGACCCACAGGUGUCUGCAGCUCUAGCAGCUAACAUGGGAGACAACAUAAACAGCAACACCAUCGCUGCCCUCGGCAGAGAGAGUACAGGUCUAUCUGAGGGUCAGAUCACCAUGGCACCCGCCAGCGUUCUGUGGGCUUCCUUCAGCAUUCUGAGCACUGUGAUUGGCUGGAACCAGGGCCAGGCCAUGGCCAUCAUCCAAUCACUGAUGCUGUCAGGAGCCGUGAAGAUCAACAGCGCAUCCACCUUGACAGCGCUGGGUUCCCUGGUGACCGGUGUUCCCUCGGCAACCUUAGGCAGCAUCAGCGGCACAGAACUCCUCUACGCGUCCCAGGAUGCCACAUUCAUAACAUACAUGCAGACCGCCCCGACGAUCUUAAUCCAGACUUUCGUCACUCAGUUGAUCACAGUGAACCCAAACCCAGACAGUAUUCUCCAGAACGUCCCAGACAGCAUGUCUACUGAGAUCCCCAGGUCCCUGCUGCAGGGCUUCUCUCAGAACAGUGUGGUGGUGGAGAAACUGAACCGGAAGACGUGGAGACACGAACAGGCUGUGUUGUUCUUUGACACAGUGGCUCUAGGAAUUGACAACUCCGACAAUAUGUCAUCCAGCGUGCUCCAGGGCUUCACCUGCACCAGAGUGGCCAGUAUGACCACAACCAAGAUCAAGAAACUGGUCAAGGCCUGCAGGAGGAAGGGCAAGAACAGGGUCGCACUGAGAGAGACUCAGUUGACCUGCAUGUACAACUACAUCAAGGAAGAGUCAAAUGUCACCAGCUACAACCUGUACCCUCCUGACAUGCUGCUUUACUACAGUGAGUACCGCAUGUGUUGUAUUGUAUUUGAUGUCUGCAGCUACAGUAAGGUUCCUCAGGACACCUGUCAGGACUACUUCAGUGAGCUGGGAGACGCAGACUUCUCCGUGUUCUCCGACGCGCUCAGCUUCAAACGCACAGCCCUGGUUAACAAUGUCAAGACCUGCCUGGGUAUCAGCGGCACGGUUCUGAGCAGUGACAACCUGCAGGUCCUAGGUAACAUGGUGUGUGUUCUGGACGGUUCCUACAUCCAGAACUCUGACCAGCUCAUCCUGCAGAAACUACAAAACUGUAAUGACCUCACCGACGAACAGGUGGCUGCCAUAGAAACGCUGUUGACGUCUGGGAAAACACAGUACGGACUCCCAGCUACCUGGAACAGAGAGACCCUGGACAACCUGGGUGUUCUACCUCUCUACCUGACAUCCUCCUUCUACAAGAACUUCUCUAAGGUCACAAACCACGACAUCUGGCUGUGUGCGUGUAUAAUGUGUGCGUGCCAGUUCCUACAGUCAUUCCUGAAGGUGCUGAGGAAGAAUGGUGUGUGCCCAGACAGAAGUGAGUGA
Molecule: messenger RNA, 1995 nt
Organism: Oncorhynchus gorbuscha (pink salmon)
Lineage: Eukaryota; Metazoa; Chordata; Actinopteri; Salmoniformes; Salmonidae
Exons: 16
Coding region: 1-1995 (664 amino acids)
Biological process (GO): cell-matrix adhesion
Cellular component (GO): cell surface
Source: RefSeq, a predicted model, not a curated record